Messenger RNA from Brassica napus (rape), 2220 nucleotides. RefSeq names its product arginine--tRNA ligase, chloroplastic/mitochondrial. Gene Ontology annotation, cellular component: cytoplasm. The transcript has 18 exons. Gene Ontology annotation, molecular function: arginine-tRNA ligase activity; ATP binding. Gene Ontology annotation, biological process: arginyl-tRNA aminoacylation. The record is from RefSeq and is a predicted model, not a curated record. NCBI's taxonomy places the organism in Eukaryota, Viridiplantae, Streptophyta, Magnoliopsida, Brassicales, Brassicaceae. The coding region runs from base 50 to 2023 and encodes 657 amino acids.
AGAAAAAUAAAAAAGGAAAAAAAAAGUAAGGAAAAAUGAGAAUAUAGCUAUGGCAGCAGUAAGGCUAACCCUUUUCCCGGUUACAGCUACACCGCCGUCAUCUCUCUGCUCCUUCAAUCCUCUUUCUCGUUGUCCUCACUUGGCUUAUUUGUCGUCCUCUUCUUCUUAUUCUUCUUCUUCUCUAUCUGGUGUAUUCAGAGCAACGACUAGGAGACUUGUUUUUGCAACCAGAUCAAAGUCAGUGGCAACCAUGGCAGCUAGUCAAGAGUUCACGGGGAAUCUAAAACGGGAGGUCGAGAAGCUCUUUGAUGCGUCUCUCAGAUUAACGGUUCCUGAUGGAACUAGUGUGGAGACCGAGGUUGCUGCCUCUCUUCCUGGAAAACCUGGAGAUUACCAAUGUAACAAUGCAAUGGGUCUAUGGUCCGUAAUUAAAGGAAAGGGUACUCAGUUCAGGGGUCCUCCAGCUGUUGGUCAGGCUAUUUCAAAGAAUCUACCUGCUUCUGAGAUGGUGGAAACUUGUUCUGUAGCUGGCCCUGGAUUUGUUAAUCUUGUACUAUCAAGCAAGUGGAUGGCUAAGAGUAUUGAAAAAAUGCUUAUUGACGGAAUUGACACAUGGGCGCCUAGUCUUCCAGUUAAGAGAGCCGUGGUUGAUUUUUCCUCUCCCAACAUUGCUAAAGAAAUGCAUGUUGGUCAUCUGAGAUCAACCAUCAUCGGUGACACUCUAGCUCGCAUGCUCGAGUACUCAAAGGUUGAAGUUUUACGCAGAAACCAUGUUGGUGACUGGGGAACACAGUUUGGCAUGCUCAUUGAGUACCUCUUUGAGAAAUUUCCUGAUACCGAGAGUGUGACUGAGACAGCCAUUGGAGAUCUUCAGACGUUUUACAAAGAAUCAAAGACUAAAUUUGAUAGUGAUCCGGACUUCAAGGAAAAGGCACAAAAGGCUGUUGUCCGUCUACAGGGUGGAGAUCCUAUUUACCGCAAGGCUUGGGCUAAGAUUUGUGAAAUCAGCCGAACCGAGUUUGCCAAGGUUUAUCAGCGCCUUAAAGUUGAGCUUGAAGAAAAGGGUGAAAGCUUUUACAACCCCUUUAUCGCUAACGUAAUCGGGGAAUUGGAUAGCAAGGGGUUGAUUGAAGAAAGUGAGGGUGCUCGUGUGAUCUUCCUCGAAGGCUUCAACAUCCCACUCAUGGUUGUAAAGAGUGACGGUGGUUUUAACUAUGCCUCAACUGAUCUGACUGCUCUUUGGUAUCGGCUUAAUGAAGAGAAAGCUGAGUGGAUUGUAUAUGUCACCGAUGUAGGCCAGCAGCAGCACUUCAAUAUGUUCUUCAAAGCUGCCAGAAAAGCAGGGUGGCUUCCAGACAGUGAUAAAACUUACCCAAGAGUGGACCAUGUUGGUUUUGGUCUCGUCCUUGGGGAAGAUGGCAAGCGAUUUAGAACUCGAUCUUCAGAUGUAGUCCGCCUAGUUGAUUUGCUGGAUGAGGCCAAGACUCGCAGUAAAACUGCCCUUAUUGAGCGUGGUAAGGACAAAGAAUGGACUCCCGAGGAGCUAGACAAAACAGCUGAGGCAGUUGGAUAUGGUGCUGUGAAGUAUGCUGAUCUGAAGAACAACAGAUUGACAAAUUAUACUUUCAACUUCGAUCAAAUGCUUAGUGACAAGGGAAAUACAGCCGUUUACCUUCUUUACGCUCAUGCUCGGAUCUGUUCAAUCAUCAGAAAGUCUGGCAAAGACAUAGAUGAGCUGAAAAAGACAGAAAAGCUAGCAUUGGAUCAUCCUGAAGAACGAGCACUGGGGCUUCACUUGCUUCGAUUUGCUGAGACGGUUGAGGAAGCUUGCAGCAACUUGUUGCCGAACGUGUUGUGUCACUACCUCUACGACUUAUCUGAACGCUACACCUCCUUCUACUCCAUUCAUCAGGUCAUUGGUUCACCAGAGGAGGCAAGCCGUCUCCUACUUUGUGAAGCAACGGCUGUAGUGAUGAGGAAAUGCUUCCACCUUCUUGGAAUCACCCCUGUUUACAAGAUUUGAUGAUGCUAAUCACUAUCACAAUUAAACGACUUAAAAGACCUGAGUGCUAUCUGUUCUGGCAUUUUUUUUUUCUGUUCUAGUAGUGAGAAAGACGGUUCUUUAACUCUAAAUUAUCUUUUAUUUUCAUUUAUCUUGGGCGACCUUGUAUACAAAUGAUUACAAUGUUAAACUGAACCGGAAAGUUUAUUGUCAUGUCA